GGGGGAGGAGGUAGAGCAGUAUAGCAAGUGACACUGGCAGGGCUGACUACAUCCAGUCCACAAAAAGGUGCUUGUUGUCUUCUAGAGAUGUGCAUUGAUGCACAUUUUCAUUUGCUUCUGAUGUCAUGUAAUUCACUCAGGUGUGACCUCUUAAAUACACUGCUAUGGAUCCUAUUUGUUUUCUAAUGAUCAAGGAUAUCAUUUUCUUUACCUUACCAUUCACCAGGAAGAUGCAGAACAAAGUACCUUUGUUCCAUCUAUAGUUGGGGUGUUGGCGCCCCCUGCCAGCCCACCUUCCAGGGACAAAGAGCUGCAUUUUGCUUAUAUGGAGCCUGAUUUGGUUCAGCAGGACAGCAAAAUUUUGAUGAACAAGUGGAGAUCAAUAAGUGAGAAUCAGAUAUUAAAGUCUCAAAUUUCAGAAAGAUUUAAGAUUCAAGUUAUCGAGAAGUCAAAAAGUGAUUCGGCUUCACACCGGAAGAGAGCGGACCCUCCUGUACAAGUUAUCCCGGGCACAGAAGAGUCUGAGCAGGGAAAUGCUGAUCAGUUGUGUUUAAGUAAUGAAGACACAAAGAUUGAGAAAGACAUAUUAAGAACAACAAAGGAACAUAAUGAGAGGAAAAUGAUAAGCACUGAAAACACAGAAGAUGACUUCAGAGGGUCCGAAGUAAAUGACCUGGGUUCUCUUAAAGAUCUCACUGUAUCCAUACUGGAAGCCACGGGUAGUCUAAUAGGAAGAUGGUCCUCAAUUAAAGCUGAACUUGGAAAUUCGCAGAAUAAUGUAAUAAGCAUAAACAAAGAAAAUGUGCAGAGCAUGAAAAAUUACAAAGAGUAUGUAAAUGAAGCAAAGACUUCAGAUGAGAUGGCAAUGGCACACUUGAAGCAGACAGAUACUGUGGAUAAUGACGAUGAAAUCCAGGAUAAUGGAGAUUGCAUCAGAAAUGAUAAUGUGAUAGUCUAUCAAGCACUGAGCGAAAUAAAGACAGACAGUAAACUUAUCAGAGCAAUAAUUACUGAAGAAGAAUAUAAUAAAAACAUUCAAGCACAUGCACUGCCUGGAACAGAAGGGACACAAAUCAAAGAAAAGAAAACAAAUACAGGGCAUUCUACUGAUGAUUUACUUAUUGUUCAAAAUGAGAUAUUAAUAAAUAAAACUGAAGAACUUGACCCACAAAAGCACAUACAGACAGCAAUACCUGACUUUCCACAAGAUGGUAAUCAGCAGGAAGAUAUGCAAACCAGGAAUGAGGAUCAGGUAUUACAAAAACAAAUGAUCUCACUAAAACACAUGGAGGAAACUAUUAUACAUUUUUCCUCGGUAGAGGAAUUAAGACAUAGCAAAAAUCAUGAACAUCACACAGAAGAUACAACUGAAGAACUGAAGGCCUCAUAUAACAUACAGAAGAUAUUUCCUCAACAUAAUUUGAGUGAUAUUAGUAAGAACUCCUUAGUUCCUGAGAGAAAUGAAGGUAUGGGCCUAGAUGGAUGGAUUGAGGAAAAGAUGGAUGAACAAGUAGUGGCCGGAGGAAUACAGCAAGCAGAGGAACAAAGCAGCACAGAAAAACAAGAAAGCGCAGAGAUGAAAGAUUUGUCAGAUUUAUACAGUUUAAGAAAACAUAUAAAAAAUGAAGUAACAAAAAAGAAAUCAGAGAAUACAGAAGAGAAAGUAGAGGAGAAAAGUAGCUGUUCACAUGAACAAAUUGUUGGCAGAGAACACGUAGACAAGAAAGGGAAACGGCUGGGCCUGGACAACUUCAAGUUGGCUUCAAAGGAACUGGCAGGCAACGAUGAUGAUUUGACCAUGAAUACAGAGCUACCAAUUAAUAAUAAAUCUAUUGAGAAACGACAAACUAUGCAGACAGAAAGCAAAGCUGAAAUGUAUUUGAUGAACAGUAACAUUAAUGUAAACAUGGAGCAAAAACAGGAGAAUUAUAGCCAAGAGGGAAAAAAGGACACAGAGACUAGGCCAGAACAACCAGCACAAGACUGUGAUAUAGAGAGAGGAGCAACAACUAAAGAUGCCUUAGUUAAACAGGCAGAAAGUCGAUGGCUGCAGUUUAAGGAGGAGGCCCGUCAAACCCUGGCUGAAACUGAACAGAGUGAUGAAAUCUUGAAUGACAUGGCACAAGUGCCAGCAAAUGGGGUGCUAGUGAGAAAUGAGGCACAACUGCUUUGUCCUGUGCAUACAUAUCAGCCACUACAUAUGCUGGAGAGAGCAGACAGACUGCAAGAUAUUCUAAAGCCUUAUACAGUGGACAGCAGUGUCCAUCAUAUGUGCUCUCUUCCCCUUGGACAAGCAGCACUGCAGAGGGAGAAAGUGUUCAUCCGCCUGUCAUUGAGGGAGCAGCAGGAAGCCCUGCAGCGGCUCCAGGAUUUGCAAAGAGAGGCAGAAUUAAAGUGCACCAGUGACAGGAGAAGACAGAUGUUAAGAUUUCAAGAGAGACUUUCGAUAGCUCGAAACAGAAAAUCUGAGGUGGAUCUUAUGGAUAUUACUCAGAGGAGAUCUCCCCAAAUGACUCCAGAGCCAUUGCCAGAGGGAGAUACAGAACGACAAAAGUCUGCAGUGCGAGAGAGAGUGGAGAUGAUGAAACGAGAGCGCACAUACAUCAUGCAAACUAGGAGGGACAGGAAUAUGAGCAGCUUCAGAGAACUACUGGACCCUGUGCUGGCAAAGAAUAAGAGGGAAGAUAGUGGAUCGGAAUUGAGAGGUGCAGAAGGGAUGUGAUAAAAUAUCCCACUUGACCAGGGCCCUGCAAAAACGACUGUCGUUUCUUAAAAAGCAAACCCUUUUUUUUUUCCUGCUCGUUAGAGCUUACAAUCUAUA
Molecule: messenger RNA, 2821 nt
Organism: Rana temporaria (common frog)
Lineage: Eukaryota; Metazoa; Chordata; Amphibia; Anura; Ranidae
Exons: 11
Coding region: 326-2722 (798 amino acids)
Source: RefSeq, a predicted model, not a curated record